GCGGAUACCACGGUUACCACGGUUUCGGUAACGCCUUUCACCCGUCACCGUUGUCACCCGGUACCGGCAUCAUCACCCCUGACGGCAGCAACACGAACUCUAUCUUCCCCAACCCCAGAACCCCAUUGGGUUUCGGCGGGAUCAACCCCGGUCUCGGAAACCCGCUCUACAACACUGGUAUCUUGAACCCUGGCAUCGGAAACCCUGGUUUCGGGUCCACAGGGAUCAUCACUCCGGCUGUCGGGACCUCCGGGUUCGGGACCGUCGGUUCACCGGUCCCGAUAGUCGACGCCGCAUCGAACGCUCGUCGACAAGAACCAAGUAUCGGUUCAGGUACACCCCCACCCGGGGUUCUUCCCCUCGAAACUCCAGCAAUUGAACCCAUAAAGCUGACCUCGACCCCCACCAACGCCCACCAGGACUUCCCCCCUUUCACGCAGGACCGGCCCACCCCCCGAGAGGGGACGUUGGGGGACAUCACCCCUGGGCGCGUCAGGAGGCGACGGCAAACUCAAGAACAACAGCUGCUGCAGCUGCUGCUCAACCGGCAACUGACAGCUGCAGGGCAAACAACUGCUGCAGCUGAUUCUUAAAUGACAACUUACAGCUGCAGGACAAACAACUGCUGCAGCUGAAACCUAAAUGACAACUACAGGGGUUGAGUUGCAUUUAUAGCAAAAAAUUCAGAAACAUUCGAUACGAAAUAUUUCAUGUUUAGGAUUGCGAGUUUUAUGUCGAGGAAUAAGGUUGAAUUUUAAUUACCACGGGAGGGGCAAGAAUUUAUCACACUCAAACCAAGAUCUAUUAGUGGUAUAGGAUCAAUAAUGAUCCAAUGUGUUCAUUAAUACUAAUUAAGAUCGUUAGUUUGUAAUAAUUGUAGAAAUUUUGUAGCGAGCAUCAAUUUGCAUCAUUGAUGACAACAAUGCUGGUCGCUAUCUUUUAAUAGUCUAGUUCUGCUUACUUAUGAUCAUAAACAUCGAUCAUAAACAUCGAUCAAAACCAUCAAUCAUUAACAUCGAUUAAAAACAUCGAUUAUAAACAUCGAUUAUAAACAUCGAUCAAAACCAUCAAUCAUUAACAUCGAUUAUAAACAUCGAUUAUAAACAUCGAUUAUAAACAUCGAUCAUAAACAUCGAUUAUAAACAUCGACUAUAAACAUCGGGAACAUCUAUUUGAAUCUCAUGUAUUGUUUAAAUCGAAACCUAUUAGAGUAGAAAUGGUAUAUCGUUGGUCAUCGAGUGUAUAGGUUUAAUGUGUUGUGUUUUAAAGCGAAGACCCGAAACGCAAGUAAUGUUAUUGCUACGAAACAAAAUGUAAAAUGUUCAGACUAUAAAUUUGCGACUUAGAGUGCAAAAAGUCUUGCUGUGAACAUUUUCAUUCUAAAAUUUUGUAUUGGGGAAAACUCUCGGCCUAAAUAUUAGGAACAUAAAAUAGUUAUUUUUGGGGUAGAAAGUCGACCUAAAUAUUUCAGAUAUAAAAUUUUCAUUUUCAGGCAAAAAAUCUUACACAGCCAGUAUCCGAUGCUAUAUGGGCUAAGAUUUAUUUAGUUUGUGACAACUGAUGGUCCAAAAAUUAAUCAUUUAAAAACAAUUUUACAAUCAUUUAA
Molecule: messenger RNA, 1606 nt
Organism: Hyalella azteca
Lineage: Eukaryota; Metazoa; Arthropoda; Malacostraca; Amphipoda; Hyalellidae
Product: shematrin-like protein 2
Source: RefSeq, a predicted model, not a curated record